Molecule: messenger RNA, 1625 nt
Organism: Myotis daubentonii (Daubenton's bat)
Lineage: Eukaryota; Metazoa; Chordata; Mammalia; Chiroptera; Vespertilionidae
Gene: IKZF3
Product: IKAROS family zinc finger 3
Biological process (GO): regulation of transcription by RNA polymerase II
Cellular component (GO): nucleus
Molecular function (GO): RNA polymerase II cis-regulatory region sequence-specific DNA binding; DNA-binding transcription factor activity
Source: RefSeq, a predicted model, not a curated record
UAAAUCUGGGGCACCAUACUUUUUUUUUUUUUCCAAAGUUGUUAAGAAGAAUUAUAUCAGUCUGCAGGUGUCACACGCAGUUACUCAGAAUCAGAAAGAAGGCUGAUCGGAGGUUAGAAGAUCUCUCUAUCUUUUUGCAACCAACCACGUCCAUUCUGUUUAUUUAAUACUUCCUCUUGCUAAUGAAGCAAGUGCGGAGGCAAGACACCUCAAAGCAGAGAUGGGGAGUGAGAGAGCCCUGGUCCUGGACAGAUUAGCCAGCAAUGUGGCCAAGCGAAAAAGCUCCAUGCCUCAGAAGUUCAUCGGUGAGAAGCGCCACUGCUUUGAUGUCAACUAUAAUCCCAGCUAUAUGUACGAGAAAGAGAGUGAGAUAAUACAAACCCGGAUGAUGGACCAAGCCAUCAAUAAUGCCAUCAGCUAUCUUGGUGCCGAGGCACUGCGCCCCUUAGUCCAGACGCCGCCUGCUCCCACCUCAGAGAUGGUCCCUGUUAUCAGCAGCAUAUAUCCCAUAGCCCUUACCCGUGCAGAGAUGCCGAAUGGUGCUGCGCAGGACCUGGAAAAGAAACAGAUCCACCUGCCAGAGAAGAGCCUACCUACUGAAAGAGGCCUCUCCCCCAACAACAGUGGCCAUGACUCCACAGACACUGACAGCAACCAUGAAGAACGCCAGAAUCACAUCUACCAGCAAAAUCACCUGGUCCCUCCUCGGGCCCGCAAUGGGAUACCACUUCUGAAAGAGAUACCCCGCUCUUAUGAACUCCUCAAGCCCCCACCCAACUGCCCACGAGACUCCAUCAAAGUGAUCAACAAAGAAGGGGAGAUGAUGGAUGUGUAUCGGUGUGACCACUGUCGAGUCCUCUUUCUGGAUUAUGUGAUGUUCACCAUUCACAUGGGUUGCCACGGCUUUCGUGAUCCUUUUGAGUGUAACAUGUGUGGGUAUCGAAGCCAUGAUCGGUAUGAGUUUUCAUCUCAUAUAGCCCGAGGAGAACACAGAGCCAUGCUGAAGUGAACAUCUGGCCCCAGAGAUGAUUCACGCCUGAGCAUUCCACAUUGUUUUUAAAAACCGAUACCCCUACCUAACAAAUCACUCUCAAAACAAACUCAGUUCCAGACUCUCUUUCGUACCAUUUUCAGUAUCCAGAGGGUCAUGCUCACGUGGGCAACAGAGAAACACUGUCUCCAUUCAGAAGUUGCAGAUAAUGCCAAUGUUACUACUUUUGUGAAACCUUUGUUUUCCCAUCAGGGACAUGAAUUUUAUGAUAUUUAAAAACCAGAGAAGUAUUUGGUCACUUUCUUUUGCAUCAAUAGGACAGGCAUACCAUGGAGUUUGUUGCCAAUUGGAAGAGUCCCCCCGUAGUGCUGCAUGAAACGCUCUUGUCAGCCAAGAGUGCCAAAAGGCCAUGAGCCCAGGUCCACACAGAAGAGCUGGCCAGUGACCUUAUGGGAAGUCUUGUCCUUCUGCAUUUAACAAAAGGCCGAGAGUUAGCAUCUAAUCUCCCCAUCCCAAUUAGAGUCUAAUAGCAUGGAAAUGACUAUCCACAAAAUAACUGUCUGUUAUCAAUAACUGAAGACUCAGAUUGGAACAUCAGAUCCUUUUCUUAUCACAUAAGCAAAAAAAACAAAAA